GGUCGCUGCAUAUGUGGAAGUGCUCGGUUCGCUGUUGUUAGUCAUCCGGGUUUCAUUCAUCAUGGCUGUACCCGCUGGAAGGUCUGUGGUCUUCGUGACCGGGAACGCAAAGAAACUUGAAGAAGUCAUUCAGAUCCUGGGGGACAAGUUUCCCUACAAACUAGUGGCGAAAAAGAUCGACUUGCCUGAAUACCAGGGAGAGCCAGAUGAGAUCUCCAUACAGAAGUGUAAGGAGGCAGCACAGCAGAUUGAUGGGCCAGUCAUAGUAGAGGACACAUGUCUAUGUUUCAGAGCUUUGGGGGGACUACCUGGUCCUUACAUCAAAUGGUUCCUGGAAAAACUCAAACCAGAAGGCUUGUACAAACUUCUAGCUGGGUUUGAGGAUAAAUCGGCAUGGGCUCUCUGCACUUUUGCGUUCUCUGCUGGGAAAGAUGAACCUGUCCAGCUCUUCAGAGGGAAAACAGAGGGGUGCAUUGUAGAACCCAGGGGGCCUCGAGACUUUGGCUGGGAUCCCUGCUUCCAGCCAGAUGGAUAUGACAAAACCUAUGCUGAACUGCCCAAAGAAGUGAAGAAUUCAAUCUCUCACCGGUACCGGGCGCUUGCUGCCAUGUCCGAGUAUUUCUCUCAAACCAACAAUGCCUCACCACAGAACAAGAAGAAGAAAAAUGAGGAAAAUUAAAGAGAACUUUUGCUCCAACAUCUGGUUUUGAAGUUGUAGCUCUAUACAUCAAACCUAAAGGCAGAAAAUAUACCUUAAUAAGACCCUGCAUAUUCUUAGGCCAGAAAAAAAAAUUGGAGAAGACAUUUUUUGAUGAAUAUCUGUAGACUGCAUAUGUUUUCUCUUAUUUUUUUUAAAUAAAUGUU
This is a messenger RNA of Archocentrus centrarchus (flier cichlid), 864 nucleotides long. It is a transcript of the gene itpa, whose product is annotated as inosine triphosphatase (nucleoside triphosphate pyrophosphatase). Gene Ontology annotation, biological process: nucleoside triphosphate catabolic process. NCBI's taxonomy places the organism in Eukaryota, Metazoa, Chordata, Actinopteri, Cichliformes, Cichlidae. The transcript has 8 exons. Gene Ontology annotation, cellular component: cytoplasm. The record is from RefSeq and is a predicted model, not a curated record. Gene Ontology annotation, molecular function: nucleoside triphosphate diphosphatase activity. Bases 62 to 679 code for a protein of 205 amino acids.